AUGGUCUCAGCUUGGUUCGUUGCGAGGGUUUCUGUGGCAUUUGCGCCCUUGGCCAGCGUCGUCGCUCAGUAUGCUACACCUCCAGUGCUGCCUGAGCUCUUGGAUGCAACUGGAGACGAACUUGUCUCUGGGCUAGAAGCCGGCGACUUCACGAGUCUGGAUCUGGUUCAGGCCUACGUAGGACGUAUACUCGAGGUCAACUCGACCCUUCAUAUGGUCACCGAGAUCAACCCAGAUGCCUGGAAGAUAGCAAAGGAGCUGGAUGAGGAGCGUGCGUGUGGCAAGAUUCGAGGCCCUCUUCACGGACUUCCGAUUCUCAUCAAGAACAACAUCGCCACUGCCGACGAGAUGAACAACACCGCUGGCUCGUUUUCGUUACUUGGAGCCAAGGCUCCCCGCGAUGCAACAGUUGCUGCCAAACUCCGUGCUGCAGGUGCGAUUCUUCUCGGCAAGACCAAUCUGUCUCAAUGGGCCAACUACCGCUCUGCAAACUCAUCCAACGGAUGGUCUGCCUACGGUGGCCAGACGUACGGUGCUUACUAUCCUGGUCAAGAUCCCAGCGGCAGCAGCAGUGGAAGUGGUGUUUCAGCCAGUCUAGGCUUGGCGUUUGGCACUUUGGGCACAGAGACUGAUGGCAGCAUCGUGUCACCAAGCGAGUUGAACAACGUUGUUGGCAUCAAGCCUACAGUCGGCCUGACUAGUAGAGCCCUGGUGAUUCCCAUCUCAGAACACCAGGACACCGUUGGACCGAUAGCUCGUACCGUCAAAGACGCCGCUUACAUCUUGCAAGCCAUUGCGGGCCCGGACCAGUACGACAAUUACACCUCCGCCAUUCCGUGGGCUUCCCACUCUACCAAUGCGACUGUCCCGAACUAUGUCGCGGCUUGCAAGCUCGACGCUCUUGCUGGCAAGCGCAUCGGUAUCCCACGCAACGCCCUCGGUUCCCGCAAUGUCAUAUCUGCGCCCAUCUUCGAUGCUUUUGACGCCGCUAUUGCCGUCCUGCGUGAGGCCGGCGCCAUCGUCGUCGACAACACAAACUACACUGCCUACGCUGCCUAUCUGAACUCCACAGCUGAGAACAUUGUCCUUGCCGGCGACUUUGGCCCGAACCUUGCUGCCUAUCUCGCGCAAUUGACAUACAAUCCCACCGACGUCAAUGAUCUCGAGGAGGUACGCAACUUCACGCAAACCUUCCCUGCUGAGGAAUACCCCAGCCGCGAUACUGCGGUCUUCGACACCGCGCUUGCUCUGAACUUCACCAACACGAGCCCUCAGUUCUGGGCCGCCUACCAGGAGGAUCUCUUUCUCGGCGGACCAGGCGGCAUCCUCGGUGCGCUGGCAAACUACAAUCUCGACGCUGUUGUGGUGCCCACGUUCACCGCAUCAUCCAUCUCCGCCAUCAUCGGCGCUCCCAUCGUCACCGUUCCUCUCGGGGCCUAUCCGUCCAACACGACCGUCAUCCCGAACGCACGGGGAAAUCUGAAUGCCACCGCGCCCAACAUUCCGUUCGGUAUUGCGUUUGCGGGCAAGCACUGGAGUGAGGAGAGCCUGAUUGGCUUCGCGUAUGCGUACGAGCAGCGGACGCAUGUCAGGACAAAAGUGAAGCCGUAUGUCCAGCCCAGCAUCGAGUUGGCUGGUGUUUUGGGAAACAAAACAAGCAAAGUCUAA
Ascochyta rabiei is the source of this 1668-nucleotide messenger RNA. Its product is annotated as Amidase. The coding region runs from base 1 to 1668 and encodes 555 amino acids. The record is from RefSeq and is a predicted model, not a curated record. The transcript has 4 exons. Lineage: Eukaryota; Fungi; Ascomycota; Dothideomycetes; Pleosporales; Didymellaceae.